AUGGAGGAGUUUUCCCCAACGGUAUCGUGCAGCCCAAGCUUCAGCUUCUACGCUUCCAGCGAAUGCGCCGAUGCCGCCGCUAAAGUUUCCCGCGAAAACCAGAGUUACAAUAUAACAGAUCAAUAUUCGGUUAAAGUUAACUCCGUCGAUGACUUCCAGUUGGAAACAUCAUCACCCUUACAUGAAGAGACCUUCGUCCACUUCCCGACGUUCAAACCAGUGUCCAGCGACACCGUUUCAAUGAUUAGAAAGAAAGACGUUGAUGCUGGAAUUGUCCCGGAGGAAGUUAGUAAACGGUGCCGUUUAACGAAGUUCCUAACGAGAAGCCACAGCGACGCAACCAAGACUUGCUUGCCGGACAUGAAACGGAAGGACAAAUCGGCGUCGAAAGGAGAUAAGAGAAGAAAGUCUUAUUUGCCUUACAGGCAAGAUUUGAUCGGAGUUUUUGCCGGGAUGCCAAGAUUACGUCAUUAA
Brassica oleracea var. oleracea is the source of this 474-nucleotide messenger RNA. RefSeq lists its product as uncharacterized. Bases 1 to 474 code for a protein of 157 amino acids. Lineage: Eukaryota; Viridiplantae; Streptophyta; Magnoliopsida; Brassicales; Brassicaceae. The record is from RefSeq and is a predicted model, not a curated record. The transcript has 2 exons.